AUGUGGGCUACAUGUUUGAUGAGGGGAAAGUUCUUUGCCGGUUUUCGAACAACAUCUCGCUGCGAAGGUAUGCAUUCACAAAUUGGUCGCAUUGUUCGAUCCCGAAAUAGCCUUCUUGAGUUUGUUCAGUAUUUUGAGCGGUAUGUGAAUUACAUGCGAUGGACUGAGGUUGAUGCGGACUACAAGUCAGUCGUAGGAGAUGCUGUGCCUAAGACUAAUGUGAGAGCACUUGAAAAAUGUGCUGCAAAUGUAUAUACAAGGACUGUUUUCCUAAAGUUCAAGCCAUGGCUGAACGGUGGUAGUGUAAUUAAAGUUGCUGCCAUUAAGGAAAAAUCCUCAUGUAUGAUCUAUUCCAUGUACAAGUAUUGUAAACCCGAUAAGUUGUGGCAUGUCGCACAUGAUGUACAAUUGUCUACGUUUAGAUGUUCAUGUCAGCGGAUGGAGACAUUUGGGCUUCCUUGUGAUCAUAUCAUUGGUUUGUUGGUUCACUUGGACAUUGAUGUGAUCCCUGAGAGUUUAAUAUUACAGAGGUGGUGUAAGUCAGCAAAGGAUUGUAUGAAAGAUAAUAGUGAAUCCUCCUACAAAUUCUGGGAAUCAACAAUUCUGGCUAGGCUUGGUUCUCUAGUGAUGAGAAGUAGAGAAAUGUUUAACCUUGGGUGUGAAUCUAUGGAAGACUACUUGGACACUGUUGAUGUAAUGGCAAAGCAUGUUAUGAAACUUAAGGCAAAAAAGGAGGCAGCCCUUGGAACUGGUGUUGAGAACCUUGAUGAAGAUGUUGAUAAUGUAAAAAAUCCUCCUGUCAUAAUGAGCAAGGGAUGUGGUGGAACCUCAAAUGUGAAUGGAAGCAAGGGGAAAAGGAAGUGCACAGUUUGUAAGGUUGAAGGCCAUAACAAGACAACAUGCCCCCAGAACAAACGAGCCAAAGUUAGUAAUGAAGCAGCUGUAGCUUCUAAUGCCUCCUUUUUUUGA
Molecule: messenger RNA, 969 nt
Organism: Lotus japonicus
Lineage: Eukaryota; Viridiplantae; Streptophyta; Magnoliopsida; Fabales; Fabaceae
Product: protein FAR1-RELATED SEQUENCE 5-like
Exons: 1
Coding region: 1-969 (322 amino acids)
Biological process (GO): regulation of DNA-templated transcription
Molecular function (GO): zinc ion binding; nucleic acid binding
Source: RefSeq, a predicted model, not a curated record